Messenger RNA from Hemicordylus capensis (graceful crag lizard), 8078 nucleotides. RefSeq names its product myoneurin (gene MYNN). Gene Ontology annotation, molecular function: protein binding; DNA-binding transcription factor activity, RNA polymerase II-specific; RNA polymerase II cis-regulatory region sequence-specific DNA binding. The transcript has 7 exons. The coding region runs from base 1956 to 3980 and encodes 674 amino acids. Gene Ontology annotation, biological process: regulation of transcription by RNA polymerase II. The record is from RefSeq and is a predicted model, not a curated record. NCBI's taxonomy places the organism in Eukaryota, Metazoa, Chordata, Lepidosauria, Squamata, Cordylidae. Gene Ontology annotation, cellular component: nucleus.
AACGUCAUCACAAAAUGGCGGCUUGAGGCGAACAAGGCUCCAUGUCCCCAUGGCCGGCUUCAGGGCUGUGCGACCGAGCAGGGCGUCACGCCGACGAGGAGCCUCCCGCCGAGUGGGUCGCCGGGCUUGCCGUUCUCUUUCCGCGCGAGCCAGGGAGGCUGCUGGAGCGGCUCAGCAUGGCCCCUGCCGCAGCCAGGGGGCGAACGUGGGACACUCUCUGCGGGACGAGCCGAGCUCCAGCGCCCUCCCUUGGCGCCCCGGGGGCUGGGCUGGGCCGGGCCAGGCCGGGGGUGUGAGCGAGUGAUCCGCACCAAAAUGCGCCGAUAUCUCUGCCGGCCGCGUGGUGCUCCGGGCGAAGGGAAGGGAAGGGGGCGCGACGCCGUCUCCUCCAACUUCGAAGGCGGGCCGCGGGGACACGGCUGGCAGCCGCUGUGGCUGGUGUUGCUGCUCCGACCUGCGCGCCUGCGCCUCGCCACCUCCGCCUCCCUGGCCGGGCUUCUGGGUGGAAAGUUAGAAGUGGUAGGAUGGAGGCGCCUCCUACCCCUCGAAAGGGCGGCACAGAUGAGGAGGAAACCGUUCCCUUGUGGCGGGGUCCCCCGUGCACACGGUGCCUGCUCCGGUGUGACAAAGGCCGGAUUGGCUGCUCUGCCGUACGGGCAGAGUGCCCGUCUGCUUUAAAUUCCUCAGGUGGAUGGGGCCGGCAUGGCACCCCUCCUCGCCCUCCCGCGGCCAGAACCUGGGUCGUCGUGUUCUUUAUUGUAUAGUUAACUUUAACUUUGUAAGCAGCUGGGAGACUUUCCUGUGACGAUGUGGGGUAGAAUUAAGCAAGUGAAUGGGGCUCAGCUAUAGUCUGAUGACACACCUCUUACUCCGGAGGCACACUGCAACGGUGGGGUUCAAGCCUAGGGUUAUUUACUCAGAAGUAAAUCUAUCGGUAUUCAGUGUGGAAUACAUUAGCCCAACAACAACAACAAGCUGCAGCAUUUCCAGUGUCAGGAUGCCUUUAAAUGGGACUUAGACAAAUAUUUGGAGGACAAGUCUAUCAAUGGCUACUAAUCUAGUGGCUAUCGGCCACCUCCAGCCUCAGGCAGGAUGCCUCUGAAUACCAGUUGCAGGGGAGUAACAGCAGAAGAGAGGGCAUGCCCUCAAUUCCUGUCUGUAGGCUUCCAGCAGCAUCUGGUGGGCCACUAUGUGAAACUGGAUGCUGGACUAGAUGGGCCACAGUCCCGAUCCAGCAGGGAUGUUCUUAAAGUGUGCCGUCAAGUCGAUAUUGACUUCUGACUACUCCGGAACCCUGUGGUAUAAAGAAGAAAAUUAGGCAGUGAAGAAUAUUAAUAUAUAGCAUGCCCAAAGAUCCACUAACUUACUUCAACAGUAACGUGGAGUGGAAAAUUUAACAUUUUGGGGAAAUUUGCAUCUGACACCACUGAACCAAAAGUCUUAAGAAAGGGGUGGUUGUUAGCUGGCCAUGAGAGGAAAAUGUUACACUUGGCUGAACUGAGUAGGUAGUGGCUGAAAUGAAGAGCUGGUCCUCUGGCAAGCAAUAGUAAUGGAGUAAGGGGAGAGUGAUGUUUUCGCCUUAUCAAGUAGGAAGUGUUAGGGGCAUAAUCUUCAGAUCUAAAAUGAGUUAAGGGUGGUUACAUUUAACAACAUCUGCCUUAUAUAUGCAUUCAAGAUAUGAUUCAGGCUUGAUUCAGAGAUGUGAAAGGCAGCAACUUCCGGAAAGGGAUGAGGCCCUUGAUUUGCCCUUCUUUCGUAACUAAGAUUGUGACUGUAUAAACUGUAGCAAGGUUAUUACUUUAGUAGGUGGAGUUUAUAAUUCUCAGAGAAGAUCAGGGGUUUGUGAAUGACCCUAAAUACAUCUUGGCAUUUGUUGAUUGUGUACUUGGGGAUUGUUAGUUUGAGGCUGCUUUACAAGAAUUCCAUGUGGAUGGUGUUGUAUUUCUAUGUAGAGAAUGAUAUGCAUGCAGAUCAUUGUGUGUGGUCUUAGCGUGGUGCAUCUGUACAUGCCUAGAUCUUUCACUGCAAUAGGCAGCAGCUGUGUCACUUCUAUAUUUACAACACUUGGUGUACUGGCAUUAAGUAUAUUCUCUUGCCUUCUCAGACCGAAUCAAAGAAGUUGUGUCCUGUCACCCAAAAUGCAGCAUUCCCAUCACUGUGAGCACCUACUGGAGAGACUGAACAAACAGCGAGAGGCAGGCUUUCUAUGUGACUGCACCAUUGUGAUUGGUGAAUUCCAGUUCAAAGCUCACCGAAAUGUGCUGGCUUCCUUCAGUGAAUACUUUGGGACUUUUUACAGGGAUACCUUGGAGAGUAACGUAUUUUUGGAUCAGAAUCAAGUGAAGGCAGAUGGAUUUCAGAAACUUCUGGAAUUCAUUUAUACGGGAGAUUUAAACCUUGACAGUUGGAAUGUUAAAGAAAUACAUCAGGCUGCCGACUAUCUCAGAGUGGAGGAGGUGGUCACUAAAUGUAAAAUAAAGAUGGAAGACUUUGCUUUUAUUGCUAAUCCCUCUUCUACAGAAAUCUCUAGUAUCACUGGGAACAUUGCAUUGAACCAACAGACUUGCCUGCUCACCCUUCGGGACUAUGAUAACCAGGACAAAACGGACACCCUUUCAGUGAACAUGGUUCAGCCCCCCGUCAUAAAAGCACCUCUGGAGAAGAAGUUCAUUCAAACCAAAAAGCGAAAGAAGGCCCUCAGUUCUGCCAAAAACCUGCCAAACAAGGCUGUGCAACAUCCAGGUGAUGUUGCGGAGAACUCUUCUGUGGAGAUGUUUUUAGAUGCAAAUAAGCUAGCCACGGAGAUAACAGAGCAAGCAGCUCAAGGUGGGGAUAAUUCUGAGCUGCAGCUUACAGCAGUGGUGGAGAGUGAAACUUUUGCUGCACAGGAGAUCCUUGUGCAGGCGAUGACAAUGAAAACCAAACGGGGGAAAUCACCUCAGGCUUGUGCGUUGAAAGAGCAUUGCUUGUCCAACAUUGCCAGCGACAAGAACUCUUACCAGUUGGAGACCUCAGGAGAGGAAUUGGAUCAGAAAUACUCCAAGGUAAAGCCAGUAUGCAACACCUGUGGGAAGGUGUUUUCUGAAGCCAGCAGUCUGAGGCGGCACAUGAGGAUCCACAAAGGAGUCAAACCAUACGUGUGUCAGCUCUGUGGGAAGGCCUUUACCCAGUGCAACCAGCUGAAAACGCAUGUAAGAACUCACACAGGUGAAAAGCCAUACAAAUGUGAACUUUGCGACAAAGGCUUUGCUCAGAAAUGCCAGCUGGUUUUCCACAGCCGUAUGCACCACGGAGAGGAGAAACCAUACAAGUGUGAUGCCUGCAACCUGCAGUUCGCAACCUCUAGCAAUCUGAAGAUCCAUGCCAGGAAGCACAGUGGGGAGAAGCCAUACGUCUGCGAUCGGUGCGGGCAACGAUUUGCCCAAGCCAGCACACUGACGUAUCAUGUGCGACGACACACGGGAGAAAAGCCUUACGUUUGUGACACCUGUGGGAAAGCUUUUGCAGUCUCAAGUUCACUCAUCACUCACUCAAGAAAGCAUACAGGGGAGAAACCAUAUAUAUGUGGUAUUUGUGGCAAAAGCUUCAUUUCUUCAGGGGAACUCAGCAAACAUUUUCGGUCCCAUACAGGUGAAAGACCAUUUAUCUGUGAGUUGUGUGGAAAUUCCUACACAGAUAUAAAAAACCUAAAGAAGCACAAAGCAAAGGUCCAUGCAAGUUCUGAGAACCCCCCGGAUCCCAUCACAGUUGACCAUUCCUUCAACGACCAAGAUUCCAUUCCACCUGAGAAAAGUCCUUUGCUGGAGUCCACUGAUGUAAAGCCUUCAGAUAUAGCAUUGCCCCUCCCCAUUGGGACAGAGGAUCAUCAAGUGCUAUUGCCCAUAACGGAUAGCCAGACUCCCCCAUCGGACACAUUGUUGAGGUCUACCAUCACUGGGUAUUCAGAACCUCAGUUUAUUUUCCUCCAGCAGUUGUACUGACAUCCUUUGUGUGAUGCGCACACAUACUCCCUUUGGAACUGGUAGGAAGAGCAUCUCAUGUAAAGUGAACGAAAUCAUGCAAGCUACAAUUGAGCUGGGCUUCAUCUUGGUUUCAAGUAGGGACAGCUGGGAAUGCAUCUAUGUUGUGAAACACAGUUUUUCUUAUAUUUUGUUAAUCUAGAAAAAAGAUUGUGGAUUUUUAUAUUUAAAAAUAUAUAACUCUUGCAUUUUCUAGAAGAUAGGAAUUAUUCAUUCUUUCAAAAACACCUGCCUUAAGAAUUAUCAGUUAAAUUACCGCCAGUGAGCUUUAGAGGGCUCCUUCCAUGUUCAUAGAGAAAGCUAAUCGUGCAUCAUGAAGGUGUUCAAUCAUCAAGAAAUUAAAUCCACAUUCCCAAUACUUCCCUGCCAGUUAACAUAUUUCAUUUUUAAAUCAGCUAACUUUGGGAAAGAAUGGGGAAGUCUCUUAUUUCCUUGUUAACAGCUGCACAUAAGGCUUUGUGUAUUCUACACCAAAGUAAUCCAAAUUAUGUGCUAGGAAAAUUUAAGUUGCACAGCGUGUAUGAAUUGUACAAAUAUGCAAAAUUCAUUCUCAGCUUCUCUGACACCCCCCCCCCCAAUAACUCAUUCUGCCAUGUCCCAGUUGCUGGAAAUCCAGGUGGGAAGUGAAUCAAACCCAAGGUCUGCUUUGAGUCAAGGUUGGUGGUGUCCACUAAAGCAGAACUUGUACUGUUGUAUGUUGUGCAAACUUGAAAUAAACUUCUGUAACUAGAAACCCAAAUUGCAGUUGGAAUAAGAUAUUUGCAUAUAUUCCACUUUGUAUAAGGAGCUACCUUGGCCUGCCUCUGCCCAAUUGUCCAUUUAGACUGAUAGAAAAGGGGUCUUCCUGAGCCCUACUGUCCAAGAUAACUGAAAUUCAUAGGAUUAAACUUGAAAGCUUUUUAGUAUGCAAAGCUUGUACUUUGCCAGUGGAUUAUGGCCUCUCUCACAUACAGUAUUCUUUUUUCAUUCAUGUUUUUCAGAAUAUUUGGGCACUUUUUUUCCUUUUUUUUUUUGCAUGACGGAGAGAGAAGGACUUGAAGAUUUGUCAAAGCUCUUUGUAACCGUGAGUGCUAGAAACCUGAUUUUUUUUUUUAAAAAAAGCUGUGAUUCUGAGGACUUCAAACUCUAUGCUUGACAACUUUUAUCUAGUAAACUCAGAGAUCAUCUAUCUGUCCCCACACCUUCAAGAAAGAUUGCAGUGCAGGUCAAACUGACCCAUAUGGGAGCAGUUAAUAGUUCUGGCCUCUUUCAUGCCAGUCCAAAUAUUUUGGUACAGCAGACGAUUCUGUGCCUGCUACGGCUCUUGAGGAUUCUUUUCUACCUGCCGUACAUAUGAUCAGUGCUGUCAGCUUUGAUAGAGCAUUCAUCACCUGUUCUAUAGUGGGAAGGUAAAAGGAAGAAGUUGGUUACCUAUAUGAAAUCUGGCACCCAUUUCCUCCAAACAGGUAACCAGCUGGCCAUGCCACUCAUCUGCUUAGCAGUGUGUGUGGUGCAGGAAUACCACACACUUCUCUGUAGCUGCCCUUUGCUCUUCUGGUAGGGUAAACCUAAGACAUGGGCUCCUGACGGUGUGCUCUUGGUAGGCACACAGGGAAAACCCAGCUACAAGGCUUGGUGUUCCCAAUGUGAUUUAAUGACAUCUUUACCAAGAAAGGAAGUCUGCUUGAGGCUACCGCAGCAUGUAGUUCUGCGGACUGAAGAAGUCUAUUCUAUAAUGUCCUCUGCUGAAAUUUUAUCAAAACACAUUAGGCGCAUCAAUGACUGCAACAUUUCCAUGUGUUCACUGUGUCUUCUUACAGCUGGUUUGAUCUUCCUCUUUGGUUGCUGGGCCUUGUGUUUUAAACCGACCAGCAAAAGGGUACUGAUUUUUUUCUCUUGGGCUCCUGUCACAGCAGCCAGCUAAGGCAGCAUCUCUUCUUGCUCCUUAUCUGGAUAUAUUUUCAGAAUAUGAUCCCAACAGCAAACUAGCUUCUAGAAAAACAUAUAGGGAAGCAUCCAGACUAGAUUAGUUAUGAUUAAGCAGCACUGAAGUCAAUGAGACACGAUAGUCAUUAUUAACUUAAUCUGGAUGCUAGUCAUGCUGUUCAGAAUGCAGAUUUCAUAUGAAUGUUUCUCUGUGUGUGACUUCUUAAAUUAUUUCAACUUAAAAGCAACCGUAUUCUUAGAUUUAUAAUAGAUCCAUCUUAGCUAUUUAAUAUUUAUAAAUGUAUUUUGUAAGGCUCAUUUAGUUGUCUUUUGUAUGCAGAUUUUAAAAUAGUUUUAUCUCCCCUUUUCUUACAACACUACACAGGCUCUGAGAGCUGAAAUUUAUUGCAGCAAUAAUGGAGAAAAUAGCACUUCUUUGAUUGCCGACUGAAGCCUUUACUAUGGCAUGUAGAAGUAUUCAGCUGUCAUAAGAUUUAUUUUAAAUAUACAACAAACCAUGUCCUCUGCUGAUGACAUAGUGGCGACAACAAUAUGAUCCAUAAAGGUAGUAUCUUGGUAAACACCACAGGGGUAUGUGUUACACAUCCCUUAUGUAGUUACUCCUCCUAAGUCUUUGGGGUUGGAAGGAAUAUGUAGCUUAACUUAGAUAUAAAUGGGUUAUCCAAUUGUGAAGAAGGGAGAAGAUGAGCAGGAAAUCAACCCUAUUAACUUGGGUUCUGUUCCAGUUCAGGUGCAUCUAUAUGUUAACACUCUAUUCAGUAACCAGUUUGGACAUUUUGAACUAGUUUAGAUACAUUUCAUGCAGAAUAAUCUCAAACUGUUUUGCUUGCAAUGGUAGCUGUAAACAAUGAAUACAAGAAUGAUGUAACUUGAGAUAAUUUUUUAAAGCUUAUCCUUGAAUUGUAUGUUAAGUUUUUGUUUUUUAAACAAACAGCUGUGAUGAUCAUACAGCUGAAAGCUGAGGGCCCAACUACUGAACCACUUAUUUUGAACCAGUUACAAUUUUUUGUGUUUAGUGGCUUAAUCAGGUUCAAGAUAACUAAGAUUUUAAGUUGGGGUUCAAUUUCAGUUCUCUGAAAAAGCCUCUGAUUUGGGGGUUCAUAGUUGGGUUGUUUGACUCCCUGGGAGUGAGGCAAGCAUUAGGCCAGAGGCAGGCAAUGGGUGACUCUACAGUUCUUAUUCAGCAACAUCUGGAAAGUUGUGGCUGGAAGUGAUGGGAGUUGUAGUUCAGCAGCAUCUGGAGAGCUGCACAUUGCUUACCCCGCCUUAUAGCUGCUCUUGGCCUCAACCAGAUAGAAAAGGGUUACUUUUUCUUCUAUAGCUGCUGGUUAUCUCCCUGACAUGAGCUAAAGAGCUCCUUAGCCGCCUCCUUUCUCUGCCUUUUCUAUGCAGCUUUCCAAACAUGCCCACUUUCUGCCUCCCUCGCCUUAUACCUGAGCAGUUUAUUGCUCAAGGAGGCUUCCCUCUAGUUCAAGGGAACUGCCCACCUGAGUGGGGCAGAUAGCUUGUUUCCUAUCCUUCCAUCACCCCUCUGUCGUGGACUUUGUUCCCCUAUCUGGGGGCUUCAGGAAGGUGGUAGACCUGAACCCUCAUACAAGCCAAAUAGUCCAUCAUUUGCUCUGACUUGCUGACUCUGGUACGCAGAGUUGCCAGAACCUAAGGGGUAUACUCGUGGGCCAAAUGGGCCAUAAGCCAGAAUUUGGCUUUUUAAAAGCCAAAUCUGGCCACCUAGGUACGCACAUGGGAGCUUGGAUGCAGACCCAAAGUUCUGUCUGCAUUGGGGCUGCCCUGUUCUCUUCAAAGGGAUAAUGAUAAACCUCUCUUCAUCCAGUAUGAGCCCAGAUCUUAAGCGCUUACUUCAAAUGCUCCACUAGUUUUACUAGCUUAACAAUCCCAAAUUUGGGAGUGGUCUGAGGAGCUAUUGUGAGUUUAGGGAAGAACCAGUAAUCUCUGGCUAAACUUAUUUCUGAAAUAUUUUCUCAGAUAAUACACACUUUUCUUCCUCUGUGUGUGUGUGUGUGUGUGUGUGUGCGUGCUUUGCCUCCUGCUUUUAUACUUCCCUGCAAGGGUUUGUGUACAUACUUGACUUGCAAUAUUUUAAUGUUAGACUUGAAUAAAACUUGUUUUGUAACA